Molecule: messenger RNA, 1407 nt
Organism: Andrographis paniculata
Lineage: Eukaryota; Viridiplantae; Streptophyta; Magnoliopsida; Lamiales; Acanthaceae
Product: ATP-dependent Clp protease proteolytic subunit-related protein 1, chloroplastic
Exons: 9
Coding region: 68-1243 (391 amino acids)
Biological process (GO): protein quality control for misfolded or incompletely synthesized proteins
Cellular component (GO): endopeptidase Clp complex
Molecular function (GO): serine-type endopeptidase activity; ATPase binding; ATP-dependent peptidase activity
Source: RefSeq, a predicted model, not a curated record
AUUUAAUCGUAUUUUUUUACGCUAAGAAAUCGUUUUCUGCGAUUCUGUGGCUUCCUUUCACGUUCCUAUGGCUAUGGCGUCUUCGUCUCUCUCGCUCUCGCCGCUUUCGUCUGCGACUACGUUAGAAAGCCGUGACUUGAGCUGCAAUUUUACUGGUUCUACUUUCCUGGAUAGCACGAAGCUGUGGUUCGCUGUCAAGCCGCGGAAAAGCGUGGUUCGAAGAUGUGGAUUGAAGUCUCCGGUGGCUAGGAAGUCGCUCGACCGCAUUCCGAAUCAGUUCCGGGAAGAGAACCUCAAAGAUGGGUUGAUGGACAAUUAUAAGAAUACACCCAAGUAUCUCUAUGGUCUUACGCCAUCACAAAUGGAAAUGUUCAUGACAGAGGAUAAUCCUGUCAGCCGACAAGCCGAGAAAGUCACAGAAGAGAGCAUUUCGGCAGCCUAUAAUUAUUUGAAUGAUGGUGGAAUGAAGAGUUUGGCUUCUGUGAAUAGAAGAGGACCAUACAAGUAUAGCAUGAGUGCCAGUAUGUACCGUGGUGGUGGUGGUAGAGGAGGGAGGCCAAGAAAUGCUCCUCCUGAUUUGCCAUCAUUGCUUUUAGAUGCUCGAAUUGUCUACCUUGGAAUGCCGAUUGUACCUGCGGUGACUGAGCUUUUAGUCGCUCAAUUCAUGUGGUUGGAUUAUGACAACCCUGCAAAGCCAAUAUAUCUUUAUAUCAACUCAUCCGGAACACAGAAUCAAAAGAUGGAGACUGUUGGAUCAGAAACCGAGGCAUAUGCGAUUGCUGAUGCUAUGUCUUUUUGCAAAGCAGAUGUCUAUACUAUAAAUUGUGGAAUGGCUUAUGGCCAAGCGGCAAUGCUUCUGUGUCUUGGGAAAAAAGGCUUUCGGGGAUUGCAGCCACACUCUUCCACGAAACUGUAUCUUCCAAAAGUCAAUAGAUCAAGUGGAGCUGUCAUUGAUAUGUGGAUUAAGGCGAAAGAACUAGAUGCAAACACAGAAUCUUACCUGGAUCUGCUAUCGAAAGGUAUAGGAAAGCCAAAGGAAGAGAUUGAGAAGGACAUCCAACGUCCAAAGUACUUCCAAGCCCAAGAGGCCAUUGAAUAUGGCCUGGGUGACAAGAUCAUUGAUUCCGAGGAUCCUGCCUUUGAGAAACGGAACUAUGAUGAACUACUAGCCCAGUCAAGAGCAAUGAGAAAAGGUAUUGGAGCCGGUGCCGGCCCACAAGCAGGUGCUUCACGAUUCAGGUAAAAAAAUAUCAAUCUUUAUUCUCUCUUGAUGUUAUUUGAAUGUUUGCAAUGUUAUUGAGAGAGAGAGGGAGUGAUCUAGCAUUACAACAAUAAGUAGUGUUGGUUGUUUUGAUAUUUUUAAUGAUAUUUGAAUGAUUUUGAUAAUAUUUAGGCUGAUCCAUCAAA